CGGCGAGGCGGCAUACACACCCCUCCCUCCACGCCACCUGAUUACGUGAAGGAUGAAAAGAUAUUUUGAUGUUGUACCCAAAUUUAAAGAAACUCAAAGUAUCGGGAGAAGUUCAGGUGUUAAUUCAAAUGAUUCGCCAUUAAUAAUUGAAGAAUUGGAUCAAGCAAUUGGUGAAAGUGAAGCUAAUUUGGCUUAUAAUCUACCUGAACAACCUGAGGAUUUUGAAUCUUUGGAAGCGGAUCUUGGAUUAAGAAAAAGAAUUGCUUUUCACCCUAAUGUUCAAGAUGAGGUACGUCGUAGUUACAUUAAAAAAGGGCCGUUUCAACCUCGGGAUCAUGAUUUUCGUUGUAAGGUAAUUGGAGCCAAAAAGCGUA
Cuscuta europaea is the source of this 374-nucleotide messenger RNA. Lineage: Eukaryota; Viridiplantae; Streptophyta; Magnoliopsida; Solanales; Convolvulaceae. The record is from the annotation of a GenBank genome assembly.